CCCCUCCCCGCCAGCCCUGGUCGGAGGUCGCAGCGCCCCCCCAAGUCCGGCGCCGUGGCGCACGCGCGGCCGCUCCCGCCGCCAACUUCAGUGGGUGCGAGUCGGCGUCGGGGGACGAGGUCGCGGGCGGAGGCUUCGGGGACUCUGCCGAGUGCCCACGGUGCGGGGGCCUGCCUGCCAGCAGCCGCCAUGUCCCGUGAGGCAGCCUCGUGCCGCCGGGGCCCUGGGGCUCGGGUCCGGGCCCGGAAGCCCAAGAAGCCCCACUACAUCCCGAGGCCCUGGGGCAAGCCCUACAACUACAAAUGCUUCCAGUGCCCCUUCACCUGCCUGGAGAAGUCCCACCUCUACAGCCACAUGAAGUACGGCCUCUGCGAGGACUCGCUCUCACUGCUGCUUGGCUCCCCCGCCUGGGCGCGCCGCUGCACCACGGCUGCGCCCACCCCAGGCCUCCCCUCGGGCCCCAUGGACCCCAGCAGCUCCCAGAUGCUCCCAGAUGCUCCCGCCAAUCCCGACCUCGUCACCGACGUCCUCUCCCUGCACCACCAUGUCAGAGGCCCUGGAGUGGGGGCAGAGGGGUCCCUGGGGACGCCAUCCCCUGCAGCUAGGGAUGCCCAGAAGGGUGCAGGCCUCGGCAGGCUCCUGGCUGAGCCAUGGAAGCCGGAGCCGGGCGGGGGCCCAAGGUGCAUGGCCGUGGUGGAUGCAGCCGCAACAGGCUCUGAGCGUGGCAUCCCCUGCUACCCCCCACCCGCACCCAGCGAGCUCCCCGAGGCCCAGAGGCUUCACCUGUCCCUGCUGGGCAUCAACUACCCUCUAAGCCCGGGGCUUUUCUCCUACCUGGGGCCCUCCCUGGCUGCUGCAGCCCACAUGCCCUUCCUGGCCUCGGCAGGCCCCCUGCUGCCCCCCACCACUACCUUCCCUGCCCCACAGCCCCCUGAGCGCCCCACCCUGGUCCCCAACCUGUACUACCCCCUGCUCCUGGAACACACUCUGGGGCUGGCGACAGGCAGGGCUGCGCCCAGCAAGCCCCUUGCUCCCCCUAAGGGGCCUCCUGGGACUCUGGCCCCGGAGCUGCUGAAGGUGCCCAUAACCAGCCUAGGCAGGCCCUGGCCCCAAGGUGCCCCUGGGGACCCAGGACAGGAGGGGGAGCUGGAGCGGGCUGCCCAGAGCGACCCCGAGAGGAAGCUGCUCCUAGGAAGCAGGCUGGAGCCCCAGAGGACCCCCUCCAGCACAGUGAAGCUUGGUUCCCAGAGCAGCCUGUGCACUGGCCCCUCCGUGAUGCUCCGGCCUGAGGACAAGGAGCCAGGCGACCCUGAGACCCCAGACCCCAGGGUCCCCCUUCCCCAGCAGCCGCUGGGCCUGGAAGUGGGGGGCCCUGGACACGUGUGCGCAGACCUGACUCAGGCCCUUGGCGACUGUGCCAGGGUGGAGCAGCACCUGGGGUGGUUGGCGCCUGCCGGAGGCCUGGCCCCAAGGCCUCUGUGGGAGCGGCUGGGGAAGAUCCGCGCGGAGCUCUUCACCAUCCACCAGGCGCUGGAGCAGGCGGUCCGGCCACCAGACGCUCCCCUCGACCUCUCUGUGAAACGGGCGCCUACCAAGGGGCCCAAGGGACCCUCAGGGGCUUGGGGGCUGCCAGAGCUGGGCCCCACACUGGCCCGGGGGACCCCUGAGCCGCCCAGCAUGCUGGGCCCCACAGCCAAGGCUUUCUCCAGCCGCGCCACCAAGUGCGAGGCUGACUCCAGCGUCCCACCCCCAGGCCUACCCCUCCAAGCCCCAGAGGACCCCGUCAUUCCCGGCAGCAGCUGGGGCACCCGAGGUGGGGCUGGGGGCCCCUGGCCCCCUGAGGCUGUCCCCGGCCUGUAGGGCCUCCC
This is a messenger RNA of Manis pentadactyla (Chinese pangolin), 1868 nucleotides long. It is a transcript of the gene PRR35, whose product is annotated as proline rich 35. The record is from RefSeq and is a predicted model, not a curated record. Bases 190 to 1860 code for a protein of 556 amino acids. The transcript is spliced from 3 exons. Lineage: Eukaryota; Metazoa; Chordata; Mammalia; Pholidota; Manidae.